Molecule: messenger RNA, 1089 nt
Organism: Lactuca saligna
Lineage: Eukaryota; Viridiplantae; Streptophyta; Magnoliopsida; Asterales; Asteraceae
Source: the annotation of a GenBank genome assembly
AUGAAAGGCCCCUUAGAUGUUGCUCAAAUUUGGACAAUUAGUGAUGGACCUUGUAGCUCAAAUUUACAAAAAGGCCCCUUAGAUGUUGCUGUUUUGAAACACUAUACAAAUGAUAAGCGCAAAGAUGUAACAACACUUGACUGGAAUACAUUUCAAAACAAACAACUUGCUCAUGUUGUGAACGUGAGAACACUGGACAAUCUUAUCACAAAGCUUUUGCUUUGGCUUUUAGACAAAAGGGUUCCAAGGAUGGAUGAUGGCAGUCAACUUCUGAAUGCCUUAAAUGUUUUAAUGCUAAAGAUAGUGGAUAAUUCAGAGAGGACAUCAUCAUUUAUGGUGCUAAUAAGUCUCCUAAAACCAUUAGACACUUCUAGAUGGCCAGCUCCACCAUCCAAUGAAUCUUUUGCUACAAGAAAUUCAAAGUUCUCUGAGUUGGUUGUCAAAUGCUUGAUCAAACUUACAAAGGUUCUUCAAAAUAUGACAUAUGAGGUGGACCUUGAUCGUAUCCUCCAAAGCAUUCAUGUGUAUCUCCAAGACCUCGGGAUGGAAGAAAUCAGAGGAGGAGCGGAUGACAAGCCUUUGCGGAUGGUGAAAACGGUUCUUCAUGAGCUUGUAAAGCUUCGUGGGACAGCAAUAAAAGGUCAUCUUUCCAUGGUCCCAAUUGACAUGGAACUCCAACCCAUAAUCCUUGCCUACAUCAAUCAUAAUCUUCAGACAUUGGCUGCUACCCGAAUGUUGACCCCUGUUGGUCAAACUCGUUGGGGUGAUUCCAUGGCCAAUUAUCUAAUGCCUGCCAUGCAUUCUGCAGAUGCCCAAUUGAAGCAAGAACUUUCUGCGAUAUUCAAGAAAAUUGGAGACAAUCAAACAUGCAGUAUCGGUCUAUACGAACUAUACCGUAUAACACAAUUAUACCCACAGGACCUAGAUGCAUUCACUGCAGCUAUUGUUGUGAGUAUUGCCUUCUCUUUCAUUCCUGCUUUGUUAGUUGUUGCUAUUAUGAAGACUAGGCUUAGAGCAAUGGUUGCAAGAGAUAAGUUCAGAAGAAGAAGAAACAAGGCUGCAACUAUAGUUCAGGUUGAUCUUGAAUAA